ACUGAGUGAAAAAUAAAGUCUUCUUCGAUUUAAUUUUCAGUCGGCAAAUAGAGAUUUUAUGUAAUUUACGAAUUAAUAACCCAUUUCGUUAAAAGAUGUUUCGGAUUAUCAAUAAUAUUACGCAGUUGUACGUAAACAAUUCUUUGAAACGAAUAUUACAACAAGAAAGUGGUAUCGUAAUGGUAAUUCAAGCAAGCAGAAAUUUAUCAAACAGAGUUGAUAAUGACAAGUUUUCAUUAAAGCAUGAAGAAAUUGGUCGUCCACUUUACUUUGACGCUCAAGCAACAACUCCUAUGGAUCCCAGAGUACUUGAUGCAAUGUUACCAUAUUUAGUAAGUUACCAUGGAAAUCCACAUUCUCGAACACACACUUAUGGAUGGGAAAGUGAAUCGGCUGUAGAGAAAGCAAGAGAACAAGUGGCAAAUUUAAUAGGAGCUGAUCCUAAAGAAAUCAUAUUUACAUCAGGAGCCACAGAGUCUAAUAAUAUAUCUGUCAAAGGAGUGGCACAUUUUUAUGCACCAAGAAAAAAGCACAUUGUUACUACACAGAUUGAACAUAAAUGUGUCCUUGAUUCAUGUCGUGCAUUGGAGGGUGAAGGUUUCAAAAUAACCUAUCUACCAGUCGGACCAAAUGGAAUAAUAAAUCUACAGCAAUUAGAAGAGGCCUUAACACCUGAAACAAGUCUUGUAUCAAUUAUGACUGUUAAUAAUGAAAUAGGUGUAAAACAGCCAAUAGCUGAUAUUGGAGCUAUAUGCAAAAGCAAAAAAGUAUUCUUUCAUACUGACGCAGCUCAGGCACUUGGCAAAAUACCUCUUGAUGUCAAUAAAAUGAAUAUAGAUCUUAUGUCAAUAUCUGGUCACAAAAUUUACGGCCCUAAAGGAGUGGGUGCAUUAUUCAUCAGACGCCGACCCAGGGUACGUGUUGAACCCUUACAAAGUGGAGGCGGUCAGGAGAGAGGAAUGAGAAGCGGAACUGUACCCACUCCAUUGGUAGUAGGAUUAGGUGCGGCUUGUGAAUUAGCACAACGAGAAAUGAAAUAUGACCAUGCUUGGAUGGAGAAAUUGUCUCAAAGGUUUCUAGAUAAGAUUUACUCCAAACUGUCCCAUGUAAUCAGAAAUGGUGACUCCGAACUAACUUAUCCUGGAUGUGUAAAUUUGUCAUUUGCUUAUGUUGAAGGUGAAUCAUUGUUAAUGGCAUUAAAGGAUGUUGCGUUGUCAAGUGGCUCUGCAUGUACUUCUGCGUCCCUGGAGCCCUCCUAUGUGCUCAGAGCCAUCGGCACUGAUGAGGACUUAGCACACAGCUCAAUUAGGUUUGGUUUAGGCAGGUUUACAACUAUGGAGGAGGUGGAGUACACGGCGGAGAAGACAAUACGUCAUGUGGAGAGACUUCGCGAAAUGAGUCCGCUCUGGGAAAUGGUGCAAGAGGGUGUUGAUAUUAAAACCAUCAAAUGGUCACAGCAUUAAAUAUUUUAUAUCUACUACUAGAUGUAUGUAUAAACGGACGUUUUUUUCUUUGUAGAAAGUUGUAUUUUCG
Messenger RNA from Papilio machaon (common yellow swallowtail), 1533 nucleotides. It is a transcript of the gene Nfs1, whose product is annotated as cysteine desulfurase, mitochondrial. Gene Ontology annotation, cellular component: nucleus; mitochondrion; cytosol. The record is from RefSeq and is a predicted model, not a curated record. Gene Ontology annotation, biological process: [2Fe-2S] cluster assembly. Lineage: Eukaryota; Metazoa; Arthropoda; Insecta; Lepidoptera; Papilionidae. The transcript has 8 exons. Gene Ontology annotation, molecular function: pyridoxal phosphate binding; cysteine desulfurase activity. The coding region runs from base 96 to 1463 and encodes 455 amino acids.